UACACCUGGCUAGUUUACACACACCGCGUUUACACCAUAACAGCUGUAUGAGAAUAUAGUCACUGAGCGUGUCGCUAGCUAUCUUAGCAACAUUUCCACUGACUUAGUAAGGUUAGCCAACGCUGUCGGACCGUCGUGUGUUCACAUCCUGGAAUGGAAGUGUUGGGAGAGCAGUACUACAGAGAUGCCAUGGAGCAAUGUCAUAACUACAAUGCCAGGCUCUGUGCUGAGAGGAGUGUCCGGAUGCCAUUCCUCGACUCUCAGACUGGCGUGGCUCAGAGCAACUGCUAUAUUUGGAUGGAAAAAAGACAUAGGGGACCAGGCAUGGCUCCAGGGCAGCUUUACACCUACCCAUCCAGGAGGUGGAGGAAGAAACGACGAUCUCAUCCUCCAGAGGACCCCCGGCUUAUUUUCUCUCCUGUCAAGCCAGAGGUAGAUAUAGGACUGAAGAAGGAUGCUGUGUUAUCUGCGGAUGGCAGCAGCCUGGAGGCCCUGCUGAAGGGGGACUCCUUGGAAAAACGGGCGACCACAGAGCUCCGAGGGUCUGAGGAGGAUUCAAACCAAAAUGACUACACCGGAGGCCUGAACCCUGCUGCUCGGAUUAGAAAGAGAAUCCUUGAGCCAGAUGACUUCCUGGACGACCUGGAUGAUGAAGACUAUGAGGAAGACACGCCUAAAAGAAGAGGCAAAGGGAAGGGGAAGGGUCGAGGAGUGGGCAGUAACAGGAAGAAGAUGGAUACAGCAGCACUGGAGGACAGAGACAAGCCAUACGCCUGUGACAACACUAUCAAACAAAAGCAUAUUUCAAAACCUUCUGAAAGAGUCUGUGGGAAGCGCUACAAGAACCGUCCCGGCCUGAGCUACCACUACGCCCACUCCCACCUGGCUGAGGAGGAGGGUGAGGAGAAGGAAGAGAUGGAGAUCAACGAGCCGGCCCUGCCGCUGCCCAAUGAGCCUAAAACUACCAAGAAAGGCCCAGAUGGUGUUGCGUUGCCUAAUAAUUACUGUGAUUUCUGCUUGGGAGACUCCAAAACCAAUCACAAGACUGGCCAGUCAGAAGAGCUGGUGUCCUGCUCCGACUGCGGACGUUCAGGCCACCCCUCCUGCUUGCAGUUCACUCCUGUAAUGAUGGCCGCUGUGAAGACGUACCGCUGGCAGUGCAUAGAGUGCAAGUGCUGCAACAUGUGCGGCACCUCAGAGAAUGACGAUCAGCUUCUGUUCUGUGACGACUGUGAUAGAGGCUAUCACAUGUACUGUCUCAACCCACCCAUGUCUGAACCUCCAGAGGGGAGCUGGAGCUGUCAUCUAUGUCUGGUACUCUUGAAAGACAAGGCAUCCAUAUACCAGAACCAGAACGCACCACCAUCGUGAUGGCCGCCCCCCCUGCACACACUCAUCACUCGACCGUCCUGCAGCAGUAUGGUUUACCUUCCAGAUAGAUGAUAAACUCCCCUGACGAGCUGACCGCGGAGGGAGUGUGUUCAGAACAGACAAUAAGUUGUGAAAAGGGAAGUAUCCCUUACCAAACUGGCCUCACUUAGCUUCAGAUAUGACUGUUGCACAGUUCCUAGCUCAGAUUCAGCCCUAUUGAUUAUUAGUUUCACCUCUUUGCUACAUAGCCAAUUUGAGCAGUACUGAAUUUCAACAAGAUACACAGCAUAAAUAGCCAAAAUAUUACUUCCUGUUGAGGUUUUUUUUACACAUACGCCUACACAAAGUUGCUAAAACUUUGUCUCUAUCCUGCAGUGUACUGAUUUUAUGACUAGAGCAGAUAUAGAGCUUGGAAUCAAGUAGCAUGCCAAUGCUUGCUCAUCCUAAAAAAAAGAGACAUUUUAUAAUAUUUAUAUAUUUCUAUGGUAUAUAAUAGUGUUAAGUAUGUACAAAUUGGAAAAAGAAUGGUCAUGUAAUGGUCUUUUUAUUAGUGCCCAUCUCAUCAUUAUGGAAAAAUCCACAAACACAUUUUCUUUUAGGGCACUGCUGAUAUUUGUUGAUUCACUUGAUAGAGACUAAGGGAUUUGCUGAGACUGUAAAUGGUUUUCCAUGUCAUCCACUGCCACUGGCCACACACUGACACUCACAUAAACUUAAAACAAAACAGGAACUAUGAAUAGAAACCCUGACAUACUCGUCAAAGUGGCUCCAAACGCUGAAGGACUUCAGGGAUGGCAGGUUAGACUUUAGUUGUUCACUCUUUUGUGCUAGUGCCUGAUUGAGCUGCACAGAGCUCAAGAGGAUGCAUGAGAACAUAAUAAUGUGCAUGAGGACAUAAUAAUGUGCAUGUUUCAUUCAGGCUUUGGAGCCUUUUUGACAAAACGGUCGGCUUUUUACUCUGGUCCUGACGACUGCAGAGACACAAAGGAGAAAUUAUGCUGAUACUUGACUGAAAAACUGUCUUCAGUCUGCACACCUGGCCCUUGUUUGAUAGAUGUGAUAAUGUGAUGAUGGUUAUUAUUCCAGUCAAAUUAAAAACAAAUCUUGUGUGCAUUAUCAGCCAGGUAAAGGGAUAAAAAGCCUCCAUUGCUGUGUUCUAGUAGUUUGCUGAUCAUGCACCAUAUCCAAUAUCUGUUGAUGUUGUGACACCACUAGAUUAUUUUAAUGUAAUUAAGGACUAUGCGACCUUGCAGAUGGUCACUUGCUGACAAUGUUAAAGCAAUAUCAAAGCGCCUGUAGGAUGCUGGGAUGACACAGACUCCUAACAGAGUCUGUUAAGGCUCUGUUGGCAGAUAAUGUGUGCGAUACUGUAAAUUUUCUUUCUCAGAAAAUGCUACAGAUAGGGGACUGUGGCAGCAAUUAUUGAUGGUUCCAUAUUGUAGAAAAGAGAUUAUAUUGUGUAUAUGUAUAGUCCUAUGGAGAAACCGCCCUUUUCUGUCACUGCUUUUGUAGUUUUAUUAUGCAAUGGUUUCCUUCUGUGGCAAGGCUAAAAGAAGAAGUCUUUCUGAACUGCUAAAGCAGUUACUUUACCUCAAACAGAAACAGUAUUUAAAGGGUUGAAACAUGCUGUUGAUAGAUGGGACAAAGGCACCGGGAUGAAUAGUGAUGACAGCUGCAGUGUCUGCUUCGAUAACUGCAUAUUCUUCAGAUAAACAAGUGCAUGCUCAGUAAUUGUCUACACUCUCAUAUGCUAUGUAGUCGUCUCAGCGUUAGGUCUGCAAAGGUGUUGGGAAGUGGUGUAAUAUAAAUUAACCAUGCUAUCAUGUCAUUUCAAUAGCCAACUAACAAUUACUAAAGCAUUACACAAGUAUAACUUUGUUUAUUUUCUCAUCACGGUUAAACUUAGUUAUUUAGAGACAGUGGCUACUAGAAUAUUUUGCUGGUUGUUUUUGUAUUCAUGGAUGAUGUUUUGAUCUGAUGUGUGGGACAUUUUGGGACUUAAGUGGAAGUUGCUUUCUAGUUAAUCCUGUGAUCCAGGUGUCAACUGAGCCGCUCUCUUCCAAAGCUCGAGACAAGAAGCAAAGCCCAUAAUGUGAUUAAGAGGCACAUUCUGCACGAUGGACCCAGUAUCCACCGUCUAAGCUGCACUCAGAGGAAAGCCAUAAACAAGAAGGAAGUCCACCUGUUGAUGUCAUAUUAUAAUUGUAUAUAAUUGUUUAAGAGAUUAUGGGUUUCUGGUCUCUACUUUUGGGAGAGAAUUGUUCAUGACAGCAAAUAAUGUUUAAACCAAGAUCAUAGGUUUACAUAGUAGGUAAAAUCUCUUAGGGUGGACUUUAAUUUGGAUUAUGAUGGAAUGUUUUAUUGUACGAAAUUUGUCUUCAGGAAAAUAAAAUACUAGGCACUAUAA
Messenger RNA from Siniperca chuatsi (mandarin fish), 3778 nucleotides. RefSeq names its product D4, zinc and double PHD fingers family 2 (gene dpf2). The record is from RefSeq and is a predicted model, not a curated record. The transcript is spliced from 12 exons. NCBI's taxonomy places the organism in Eukaryota, Metazoa, Chordata, Actinopteri, Centrarchiformes, Sinipercidae. Bases 154 to 1371 code for a protein of 405 amino acids. Gene Ontology annotation, cellular component: nBAF complex. Gene Ontology annotation, biological process: nervous system development.